This is a messenger RNA of Megalops cyprinoides (Indo-Pacific tarpon), 1703 nucleotides long. RefSeq names its product Unc4.1 homeobox (C. elegans) (gene uncx4.1). Gene Ontology annotation, molecular function: sequence-specific double-stranded DNA binding; DNA-binding transcription factor activity, RNA polymerase II-specific. The transcript is spliced from 3 exons. Gene Ontology annotation, biological process: regulation of DNA-templated transcription. The record is from RefSeq and is a predicted model, not a curated record. The coding region runs from base 118 to 1620 and encodes 500 amino acids. Lineage: Eukaryota; Metazoa; Chordata; Actinopteri; Elopiformes; Megalopidae.
UAAAGUAAAGCUCACCCUCCUCUCCACAGCAUGUCCCCUCCUCACUGCCCACUCUUACUGCAUGCUUUCUAAAUUCCCACAACCAGCCUCCAGACUUUGGCCUCUUUUGCCCGGGAGAUGAUGGACAGCAGGAUACUAGAGCACCCUCAUGCCCAGUUUGGAGGUUCUCUUAGUGGGAUGGUGGGCUUUCCCUACCAUUUGAGCCACCACCAUGUAUACGAAUUAGCCGGGCACCAACUCCAGUCUGCGGCCGCGGUUCCUUUCUCCAUAGACGGAUUACUGAACGGUUCCUGCACGGCUUCCGUGGUCAAUUCAAACCCUCUGCUGUCCUCUGGCUGCGGCAUGAAUGGAGAUAACCAGCAAUACAAACUGACAGAUUCGGGAGAUCCAGACAAGGAUAGCCCUGGUUGUAAGAGGAGAAGAACUCGCACUAAUUUCACUGGAUGGCAACUGGAAGAAUUAGAAAAGGCUUUUAACGAGAGUCACUACCCAGACGUGUUCAUGAGGGAGGCACUUGCGCUGAGACUGGACUUGGUAGAGUCUAGGGUGCAGGUUUGGUUCCAAAACCGCAGAGCUAAAUGGAGGAAAAAAGAGAAUACAAAGAAGGGCCCAGGCCGACCAGCUCACAACUCCCAUCCAACAACAUGCAGUGGGGAACCUAUGGACCCUGAAGAAAUCGCUCGGAGAGAGCUUGAGAGACUGGAGAAGAAGAAAAGGAAGCAGGAAAAAAAGCUUUUGAAGUCACAGAACAAACUACUGUCAGGAGACUUAUUCCACACUCCCGGUUCGGACAGUGACAGUGGAGUGUCACAAGUAACAGACAGUGAGCAAGGGCCGAACAUAGUUCAUUCUGACCUAGCAGCCCGAAACCAAACCGAAUCAAGCUGUGACCAAACACGUCAAAAAUUCCAGAGCCAAAGAAACGUGGGCCAAGACGCUAGCGGAUCAGAGCAGGACUCCUCCGACAGCAGUCACAACUCCAACUUGUGUUCCAACAACAGAGCUUCCGCCCUUCAAAAAUUAAACCCUUUCAGUGUGGAGAGCCUUCUUUCGGACUCAACGCCACGGCGGAAACCCACCUUGGACUUCCCUGCUUUACCCUCCCCACGACCCUUAAUAGGAAAAGGACAUUUCCUGCUUUAUCCCAUCACGCAGCCACUUGGCUUCAUUGUACCACAAACUGCUCUAAAGACAGCACAAAGCCCAGAUGCAGUUAACUCGGGACAAAGAGGCUUAACAACAGACAGCAGUCCCGCUCAAUCAAGCUUUGUAAAUUCAAAUAUUGGACACACAAACAAAAAUAAGUGUUUUAAUAGCAACAGCAACAUCAGCAACAGUCAUGGGACAACAAAUAAGGAACAAGCCAGCCAUCCAGGAAAAAAUCCGAGCUCACCACAAAGCGCCCCGGUCCAAACUACUUUUAAAAGUUCCGCUCAGUCUGUAGGCUGCUACAGCGAAGCACUGUCACAACAAACGGAAUCGCACAACGUCCAGCCAGAGUCUGCUCAAUCAGAUAUAAAUGAGAACUCUUCACAAGAUGUUACCGAGUGUUCCGAUGCGUCAAGAACAAACUGUCUAACAGAAACAAACACAGACGGAGAAGAUGUUGAUAUGGACUAACAUCGUGAAUAAAAAAAUACAUUUAAAAUAAGAAAGAUCUAAAAUCGCGUACGACUUCUCACAUUCCCAAAGCUCAACACAAG